Messenger RNA from Dipodomys spectabilis (banner-tailed kangaroo rat), 1970 nucleotides. It is a transcript of the gene Foxn1, whose product is annotated as forkhead box N1. Bases 24 to 1970 code for a protein of 648 amino acids. Gene Ontology annotation, molecular function: DNA-binding transcription factor activity, RNA polymerase II-specific; transcription cis-regulatory region binding. Gene Ontology annotation, biological process: regulation of transcription by RNA polymerase II. The transcript is spliced from 8 exons. The record is from RefSeq and is a predicted model, not a curated record. Lineage: Eukaryota; Metazoa; Chordata; Mammalia; Rodentia; Heteromyidae.
UUCUUCGAGGCCAGGACUGGGUGAUGGUGUCAUUACUUCCGCCACAGUCUGACGUCACACUGCCAGGCCACACCCGAUUGGAGGGCGACCCCCAAGGGGACCUCAUGCAGGCUCCGGGCCUCCCAGGCUCCCCUGCCCCACAGAGCAAGCAUACAGGCUUCAACUGCUCAUCAUUUGUGCCAGAUGGUCCUCCAGAGAGAGCCCCUUCGCUGCCUCCACACAGCCCAAGCAUCGCGUCACCAGGUCCUGAACAAGUCCAGGGACACUGCCCAGCCGGACCUGGCUCAGGCCCCUUUCGGCUCUCACCCUCUGACAAGUUUUCUGGCUUCGGCUUUGAGGAGGGUCCAGGAAGCAGCCCUGGACGCUUCCUCAAGGGCAACCACGUGCCUUUCCACCCCUACAAGCGGCAUUUCCAUGAGGACAUCUUCUCUGAUGCCCAGACAGCUCUGGCCCUGGAUGGACACUCCUUUAAGGCCUCUGGGGCACUGGAGCCUUUUGAGGACAUCCCUGUGGACAUGGGUGAGGCAGAGGCCUUCCUGCCUGGCUUCCCAGCGGAGGCCUGGUGCAACGGUCUCUCUUACCCCAGCCAGGAGCACAGCCAGGUGCUGCAGGGGUCAGAGGUCAAGGUCAAGCCCCCAGCUCUGGAGAAUGGUGCUGGGAUGUACUGCUACCAGCCUCCCUUGCAGCACAUGUACUGCCCCUCCCAGCCUCCCUUCCACCAGUACUCGCCUGGCGGUGGCAGCUACCCUGUACCCUAUCUGGGUUCUGCUCACUAUCCAUACCAGAGGAUUUCACCCCAGGCCAGCGCUGAUGGCCACCAGCCGCUUUUCCCCAAACCCAUCUACUCCUACAGCAUCCUCAUCUUCAUGGCCCUUAAGAACAGUAAAACCGGAAGCCUUCCAGUUAGUGAGAUCUACAACUUCAUGACGGAACACUUCCCUUACUUUAAGACAGCACCUGAUGGCUGGAAGAAUUCUGUCCGCCACAAUCUAUCACUCAACAAGUGCUUUGAGAAGGUGGAGAACAAGUCGGGAAGUUCAUCGCGCAAGGGCUGCCUGUGGGCCCUCAAUCCUGCCAAGAUUGACAAGAUGCAGGAGGAGCUGCAGAAAUGGAAGAGGAAAGACCCCAUUGCUGUGCGAAAAAGCAUGGCCAAGCCAGAAGAGCUGGACAGCCUCAUUGGAGACAAGAGGGAGAAGCUAGCCUCCCCGAUGCUGGGCUGUCCACCCCCUGGGCUGCCAGGCCCAGGGCCCAUCCGGCCACUGGCACCUCCAGCUGGGCUCUCCCAACCACUGCAUUCAAUCCAUUCAGUUCCAGGCCCCAUUCCUGGCAAGAACCCCCUACAGGACAUUUUAGGGGGGCAUGUACCCUCCUGCUACGGGCAGACAUACCCACACCUCUCACCAGGCCUGGCCCCUGCUGGACCUCCACCGCCAUUGUUCUCGCAGCCAGAUGGGCACCUUGAGCUGCGAGUCCAGCCGGGCACCCCCCAGGACUCACCUCUGCCUGCCCACACCCCUCCCAGCCACAGCACCAAGCUGCUGGCUGAACCUUCGCCAGCCAGGACCGUGCAUGACACCCUACUGCCAGAUGGAGACCUUGGUACUGACCUGGAUGCCAUCAACCCUUCUCUCACUGACUUUGACUUCCAGGGAAACCUGUGGGAACAGUUGAAGGACGACAGCCUGGCCCUCGAUCCCCUGGUACUGGUGACCUCAUCCCCGACGUCUUCCUCUCUGCCACCACCCCUGCCACCCUCCCAUUGCUUUCCCCCAGGGCCCUGUCUACCAGAGACAAGCGGUGGAGCAAAUGAAUUGGCACCAUCAGGCAGUGAGGGAUCCGGGGCCCUAGGAGAUCUACACCUCAGCACCCUCUACUCAGCCUAUGUGGAGCUGGAGCCUACGCCCCCCACGGCCCCUGCCGGCCCUGCUGUGUACCUCAGCCCCAGCUCUAAGCCCAUGGCCCUGGCAUGA